Molecule: messenger RNA, 751 nt
Organism: Myxocyprinus asiaticus (Chinese sucker)
Lineage: Eukaryota; Metazoa; Chordata; Actinopteri; Cypriniformes; Catostomidae
Product: hepcidin-1-like
Exons: 3
Coding region: 119-394 (91 amino acids)
Biological process (GO): intracellular iron ion homeostasis; defense response to bacterium
Cellular component (GO): extracellular region
Source: RefSeq, a predicted model, not a curated record
UUAAAACGUCAUUUUGAAGAGAAGAGUAUCUUUUCAGCAGAUAUUAUUUUAGUGCGUAUUGACGCAUCUUACACCUGACUCCUAAAGAGAAGGACCGAGCGGCAUUAUUGAAGAGAAAAUGAAGUGCACGCACGUCGCUCUUGUUGCUGCAGUCCUAAUUGCAUGUGUUUGCAUCCUCCAAACGGCUGCUGUUCCAUUCACACAGCAGUUUCACGAUGAGCAUAAUUUGGAGACUGAAGCCAAACAAGAGAACCAGCUCAUGACAGAAACUUCACUGGAACAAACAAAUCCUCUGGCACUCUUCAGGACUAAACGCCAAAGUCAUCUUUCCUUGUGCAGAUAUUGCUGCAAUUGUUGUCACAACAAAGGAUGUGGAUUCUGCUGCAAAUUUUGAUCACAUAAAAGGGAUAAUAACUACCAUGGGACAUUAACUUAUUUGGAUCUUUGCCUUCAAAAACCCUACUGAAAUUAUUUCCCCUGUCUACGGACUGAAACGAGGAAAGCCAUGUUGUAUAAAUGCACAAAACGGGUAUAAAUGUUUUGCAUACUACUUUGUAGAUUUACAGCCACUGAAAUUUAUAACAAGAGGUCGCCAAGUCUUGUACGGACAAAAAAGUUUGCUUUCAUGAAUGAAUGUAUUUUCUACAUGUAUUUAUGCCUGCUGUACAUAGACAUUCUGAAUCAAUGAUUGUUUAGUAAAGAAAAGCUUUUGAUAUUUUUAAUAAAAUGACUCUGAACACACAUUAUAAAA